Molecule: messenger RNA, 4416 nt
Organism: Orbilia oligospora ATCC 24927
Lineage: Eukaryota; Fungi; Ascomycota; Orbiliomycetes; Orbiliales; Orbiliaceae
Exons: 5
Coding region: 1-4416 (1471 amino acids)
Cellular component (GO): ribonucleoprotein complex
Molecular function (GO): RNA binding; protein binding
Source: RefSeq, a predicted model, not a curated record
AUGGAUAUCAGCGCUCUCUUAUCCCCGACUACCACGCCAACCCCGGGAACAGCAUCUCCGACAAAUUCCUCGCCCGUGCCCGGUCAAAGCACUAGCACUGGCACUGGCGCUGGCCCAUCCCUAGCCGGCCACCAGAACUACGGCCAUCCUUCCAUCACGCGCCGGGAAUCUCAACCAUCACCAUCACCAUCCUCUUCUUCCUAUCACCAUCCCUAUCACCAUCCUCACCACAAUCCCCAUCAUCACAAUUCUCACCAUCAUCACAAUUCCCAUCAUCAGCAGCAUCAGCAGCAUCAGCAGCAUCAGCAACAGCAGCAACAGCAGCAACAGCAGCAACAGCAGCAACAGCAGCAACAGCAGCAACAUCAUUAUUAUCAGCAGCACCAGCAGCAACAACAGGAACAGCCUUACUAUCACAUUCCUGCCCCUCAAUCCCACACCUCUCCCAUUCCUGCUCCACUAUACUCUCAUUCCCACACCCCACAUCAGGAGCCACAAACCCAGCAUCAGCAUCAACAUUCAUAUCAAGCACUGCAGCAGCAGCAGCAGCAGCAGCAACUUCAUCGACCGUCUUUAAGCGAGAAUCGAUCCCAUUCUUCCUCGGCACUUCACUCGAGGAAAUCCCAGUCCCAGCAGCAAUACUAUACAUCUCAUCCAGAUGUUCGAAGGGAGUCAUUGCCAACUGUAACUGAGAAAGUUGUUUCUCCUCCAGCUCCAGCACGACACCAUUCCCUAGGAUAUAUCGAUAAUCCGACCUUUGCACCUUCUCCGUUAGCUACUACUCAGAUCUCGACAUCAACACCGCCUGCAGCGGCCGUAUCUUCACCACACCCACCUCCUCCGCCGCCACCACCACAGGCGACACAAGGCAGAAUACCAUCAUUUAGCAGUGAUCGUGGACCGAUUUCAAGAACUGGAUCUACGGCUUCUAUGGUAACUAUGGACGAAGAACGUGUAAGAGCCGACCAAGGAUCGUCAUCCAGACGUGUUUCUCGAACAAAAUCCAGUGCUAGCGUGGAAAUGGCUGUUCCGGAACCUACACCCUCGCCGAAGGACGCGAGCCCCGAGUUAUUCUUCGAUGACGAGGACGAGGACAUGGAGAUGGACGAAGAUGAUGAGGCAACGCAACCAUUGGGAGAAGCCGAGGUUGAGAGAUUGGCCGAUUUGAUUGAGAAAUUGGAUCGUGCGCAUCUGAGGGAGGAAACAGAAAUAGUGGAUGCGCCACCGUCGUAUAACGAUAGCGUGGAAUGUAUCGCCCUGCUGAGGCGUGGAUUUGUGGCGUCGAAGUUUAGCGAAAACUAUGAUUUUAAGGAACGGCUGAACGAGGAACGUGUAAGGAUGCUGAGCAUUUAUCCGUUGACUGAGGAGAUGUGGGUGGAUUGGUUGCACGAUGAGGCGAUUCAUGCGGAUGAUAUUUUGGGCAAAGUUGGGGUUAUGGAGUUGUGGGCGAAAAGUGUGGCUCAUGAGGCGGGGAGUGUGACCCUAUGGAAGGGUUACGUCAAGUUCAUUUUGCGAACGUGGAGGGAAGCCCAGCGGAGAGCUGAUACAGAUGGUGCAGAUGAUGAGGGGUGGGCGGAGACGUUCAAUUUCGAGCUUGUGAACUUGGUCCUUUCGAAAGCGGUUGGGGAUACCAUGUAUAAUGUUCCAAGGAGUCAUGAGGUCUGGAAUAAGUAUUGUGAACUUCAGAUUCUUCAGCUGAAGGCGAUGCCGCCUGGCUCGCAAUCCAAAAUUGAGAAGAUCCAGCGACUCUAUCUCGACCGUCUGCAGAUUCCUCACCAGGACAUCGACUCGACAUUCUCUGCGUAUAGUAGUUUUGUUUCGACAUAUUUACCGUCUUCCGACUAUGAAUCUAUCAUGCAGGCUGGGAACAAGGUCUACCAGAAGGCGAAGGAAGCUCUCGAAAAGCGACAGAGAUUUGAGUAUCGUCUUCGCAACAGUUACGGCCAGGAUGAAGAAGGACAGGCUUGGUCUGAAUACCUGGAGUGGGAGAGUAGCCAGAAUAACCCGGACUUGGGUAAGGCGCUUUAUCAGCGAUGCGUUCUACGAUAUCCUACGGAUAGCGCCGCAUGGGAAGAAUAUAUCUGCUUCAUGCUGGAAAAGAAGGGAUCCGAUCCCGAUGUUUUACCGCUCUUGGAGCUCGCUACAGCUCAUUGCCAGUGGUCUGGUGUACUAUGGAGUCAUCGAAUUCUGGCCUUCGACGUUCGGCAGCAACCUCUCGAAUCGAUCGAGCGAAUUAAGCACCAAGCAACGACAUCACGGUUAAUGGAGGAUAAGGAGGAGAACUUCAAGGUUAAUCUGGCUUGGUGUGGGGUUCUCAAACGGAGGGGUGUCGCCAAGGGUAUCGACGAUACUGAUUUCGAUAGUGCGCAACUUGGUCUUCGGUCUGCUGUUUCUGAAUUCGGUCCCAAGGGCGUGGACAAGGAUUACCGUAUCGCCCGGCUUUUGGUGGCAUUCCUUACGGAAAUAGAUGAUUUACCUGAAGCCGAGAAGGUGUGGAAAGAUCUCGAGACAGAUAAGGAUAUGGGUCGCUCUGGCGAAUACGAAUUUUGGCUUCGUUAUUACGGAUGGGCUUUCCGGAACCUCGGCAACUCUGGUGCUGUUGCGGUCCUGAAGAGGGCCGUGACCUACUGGGAAACGCUGGACUGGCCGGAAAAGAUCAUUGAUGUCUAUCAAAACCAGAUAGAAGAACAUGGGGAAGGGGCUGCUAUUGAGGGCGCUAUGAUGGAGAUCCGGCGGCUUCGGAAACGGGUUGCUCGGAGGCGUCAGCAAGAGGCCUUGGAGGCUGAACAAGUCGCCCAAGCCCAAGCAGUCGCCAUACCUGUAGGGUUUGAUUUGAAGGGCAAACGUCGGAGAAGCACCAACGUCGAGGAGGACGAUGAGCUACCCCAUAAGAAGGCUAGAGCUAGCGAAGACAUAGAUGUCGGAUCCAUCCCUCCUGUAUCUGAGGAAACCGAGGCAGCGGAGGCUGAUCAGAACGGCGAGUCCUCUGCUGAGAAGGAAAAGAAGAAUACUCGGGAUAGGGAGAAGUUGACUGUUUUUGCGAAGAAUCUUCCUCCUGAUGUUGAUGAGCUUACCGUUAGGAAGUUCUUCAAAGACUGUGGAACGAUCAAUGCUUUCACCAUGAUUGAGGCCGACGACAACUCUGCCACUGCGAGCAUUGAGUUUCAGAAUGCGGCGGAUGUUCUAGCUGCCCAAACCCGCGACAAGAAGAGACUAAACGGACGAGAGAUUACUGUCCAGCUAGGAUUCAACACGACAGUAUAUGUCACUAACUUCCCUCCUACUGCAGACGAAAAUUGGAUUCGUGAGUUGUUUAAAGAGUGUGGGCCCAUCUUGGAGGUUAGGUUUCCAAGCCUCAAGUACAACAAUCACCGCAGGUUCUGCUAUGUUCAAUUUGAUGCAUCUGAAGAUGCGGAGAAGGCAACCGAGAUGAAUGGGAAGGAUGUUGAAGGGUUCAAGCUCGUUUCCAAGCUCUCUGAUCCCAACGUGAAACAGGAGAGAUCCGGUGCUGUUUACGAGGGUCGCGAGGUUUUCGUUCGUAAUAUCGACUACGCAGCAACCGAAGAUGAUAUCAGGGAGCUCUUCAGCAAGUAUGGUACCGUAAAGUCCAUCCGGCUGAUCAGCAAGGGUAGGGGCGUCCAUUCUGGAUACGGAUUUCUUGAUUUUGAAACUACCGAGUCCGCAAAUGCCUCCCUCGAGUUACAUGAACAGAAAUUCAAGUCCCGCAAGCUACUUGUGGUUAUCAGUGAACCACAAGGUGGGGCACCAGCGAACAAGAAGUCUUCUGGGAAGACACAAGCGAAAUUCCCGAAUGGCGCUGCCGGUUCGCCGGAGGUUGCGGGGUCGCCGAUGUCGACUACUGCUUCGGAGCUGCCGGAAGCGCCGGACACUGAUGCUAUCAGACAGAAGACGCUCUAUGUUCUAAACAUUGCGGAUACCGUCAAUGAUAGCAAGAUCCGAGCGGUGUUUGAGAAGUACGGCUCUUUGCACAAAGUGCAGAUGCAGCUGAACCACCAAGCCGCCAUUGUUGAGUUCGAUGAGGUCAAGGAUGCUGGUAAAGCCAUGUUGGCUCUGGAUGGGCAUGAAAUCGACGGACGUGCUAUUUCUUUCGGUAGUCGUCAGGCUAUGCUUAAGACUGGUGCAGAGCAAAAGGCGAAGCCUGGGCUGAACCCCUUUGCGAAGAAGAAGGAGGACAAGAAGUCGACUACUGCGGCGACUAGCCUUGCUCCUGUCAGGGUUCAUCGGCCCGGCGUCGCUGUUAGAGGCGGAAAGACCCGUAUGGGAUUGGGUUUCCGUUCUUCGGCGCGGAAGGAUGAGGAUGAAGAGAAGAAAGAAGGGGAUACGAAACCGAAGACGAAUGCAGAUUUUAGGCAAAUGCUCUUGAAAGGGAAAGCUGAUGAUGAAGAUAGAGAGUGA